AAAUCUGAAUCAAAAAUAUUAAAAUUUUCUCCAGAGCUAACAAAUACUUUAACUGAUUCAGAACUCUUGAAAAAUAUUCAUUAUAAAGAAUUAUUCCACUCACCUAUUCAACUCUUUUCAAAGAAUGACUCUCAAACUGUUCUAAAAACUGUUCAAGAUUCCCUUGAUUCCCCCUCAAUUCAAAAUAGAUUGAUUUUACUAGGUGAAAAGGGUUUAGGCAAAUCAACUUUGCUAUCUCAGGUUUUCGCUUAUGCUAUCUCAAAUAACAGUGUCAUCCUCCCAAUUUCAAAACCAGAACCUUUAAUUCAAGGUGAUUCUGAUUAUAAUUAUAUCAAAGAUAGAAAAUUUUAUUCUCAGCCAAUGUACCUUAAAAAGUUCUUUAGAAAAAUUCUUAAAAUUAACCAUUAUUCCAAAAUAUUUCAACAAAUUGUAUUAUCCAAUGAUUACUUACUAGGUGAUGCUGUAAAAUUCGGUCAAUUUGUUAAAUUUCCAACAGGAAAGGCAAAUCUUUUACAAUUGAUAGAAUUUGCUGCCUCUGCAAAAAUCUCAGCUCUUGAUAGGUAUAAAGCCUUUGAAGCCCUCAUAAGUGAACUAAAUAAUCAAGACCAAUUCCCUGUUUUCAUUCUCGUUGAUAACUUCAAUUACAUAACAAACAAUCCGAUAACAAUGUACAGAUCUCCUGAUAAUGUUCCACUUAAAUUUACUGAAUUCCAACUUGGCAGUUUCUUGAAAAAUUACAUUUCUGGAGACAAAUCAUUCCCCAAAGGUGGUGUCUUUUUAGCUACAUCCUCCGAUUACCAAACUACCCAAACUCUCUCUGUUGGUUUAGAUUUACAACAAAACAAUCCCUAUGCAUCCAAAAAAGACUUUGAUCUUGAAUGGGCUGAAAUCUUAAGAAGAAAUGGAGGUAUCAAACCCUACAAUCUUAAAGGAUUCUCAUACAAUGAGACU
This is a messenger RNA of Ascoidea rubescens DSM 1968, 951 nucleotides long. RefSeq names its product mitochondrial 37S ribosomal protein mS29 (gene RSM23). NCBI's taxonomy places the organism in Eukaryota, Fungi, Ascomycota, Saccharomycetes, Ascoideales, Ascoideaceae. The transcript has a single exon. Gene Ontology annotation, molecular function: structural constituent of ribosome. The annotation marks the transcript as partial. The record is from RefSeq and is a predicted model, not a curated record. Gene Ontology annotation, cellular component: mitochondrial small ribosomal subunit.